This is a messenger RNA of Tripterygium wilfordii, 2056 nucleotides long. Its product is annotated as TOM1-like protein 4. The record is from RefSeq and is a predicted model, not a curated record. Bases 234 to 1784 code for a protein of 516 amino acids. Gene Ontology annotation, molecular function: ubiquitin binding; phosphatidylinositol binding. NCBI's taxonomy places the organism in Eukaryota, Viridiplantae, Streptophyta, Magnoliopsida, Celastrales, Celastraceae. Gene Ontology annotation, biological process: protein transport to vacuole involved in ubiquitin-dependent protein catabolic process via the multivesicular body sorting pathway. The transcript is spliced from 10 exons.
UUUUGUUUUCUCCUUCGCUUUUGAUCAAUGUUGGUUUUGUAGGGUUUAGAGUUUUUUUUGGGGGUUUAGUCUUGCGGGGUUUUAUUAUUUGGUAAUACAAUCGGUGUGUUUCGGUUUCCGAUCAAUGUUUCCUUGGCAUUUGUAGCUUCAAUUUUAUCGGCUGACACUUGUGUCAUUGAUUCUGCUUUAAGGAGGACCAGGGUUUGUGAUUUGAAACGAGUGUCUUGAGGGACAUGGCACAUAAUGCAGCUGCAGUCGCCGAGAGGGCAACGAGUGAUAUGCUGAUUGGUCCAGACUGGGCUAUAAACAUCGAAUUAUGCGAUGUCAUCAACAUGGAUCCCGGGCAAACGAAGGAUGCUUUGAAGAUACUUAAGAAGCGCCUGGGAAACAAAAACCCCAAAAUACAACUUCUUGCUCUUUAUGCAUUAGAAACUCUCAGCAAAAAUUGUGGUGAGAAUGUAUUCCAGCAGAUCAUUGAGCGUGAUAUCCUUCAUGACAUGGUUAAAAUAGUGAAGAAGAAGCCAGAGUUAAACGUGAGGGAAAGGAUACUUAUUUUGAUUGAUACAUGGCAAGAAGCUUUUGGGGGACCGAGGGGAAGGUAUCCCCAGUACCAUGCGGCAUAUAAUGAGAUUAGGUCUGCUGGAGUUGAAUUCCCCCCAAGAGCAGAGAACAGUGUGCCAUUGUUCACUCCACCUCAAAACCAACCGAUGGUUGACCCUACUUCUGCGUAUGAAGAAGCUGCUAUUCAGGCUUCUUUGCAGUCUGCCGAUGCUUCUAGUCUCAGCUUGUCAGAGAUGCAAAAUGCUAGGGGACUAGCAGAUGUGCUAAUGGAUAUGCUUGGUGCUCUGGAUCCUAAGAAUCCUGAGGGAGUUUUGGAAGAAGUCAUAGUUGACCUUGUUGACCAGUGCCGUUCUUACCAAACGCGCGUCAUGCUUCUUGUGAAUAGUACAAUUGAUGAGGAGCUUCUAUGUCAGGGACUGGCACUAAAUGAUACAUUGCAGCGUGUUCUUGGCCGUCAUGAUGAUAUUGCAAAAGGAACCACUACUCUCACAGGAGGGCCAGUGACUCUAGUUUCACCUUUAGUUAAUGUUCAUCAUGAGGAUGAUGAAUCAGAGGAUGAGUUUGCCCAACUUGCUCACAGGUCAACUAGAGAGAGUUCACAAGGACUGGUGAGGAAACCAGCCAGUGUCAGGAGUGAGCCAGGGCAAGUAAGUGCACUUAUUCCUCCACCUCCCCCAUCGAGGAAGCCAGUCACAACAGAUGCUGGUAUGGUUGAUUAUCUCAGUGGUGAGGUGUACAAAUCUGAAGAAUCUCAUGAUAUGAUAAACCCAACAGCAUUCACUGCUCAUUCAAGCUCCAAUUCCUCCCCACCAUUUUCACCAAAAGUAUCCACCUCCCCUUCUUAUUCAGUGAAGCCAGCAUCAUCUCCUAUACUCACAGGAGGGCCCUUGUAUGAUGAACCAGCUCCGUUUAGCCAAUCCCCUGAUCAACUUCCCCCAGCUCCUUGGGACACUCAGUCUGGCAAUCUCCCACCCCCACCUUCAAGGUAUAAUCAGAGACAACACUUCUUUGAUCAACAACAUGGUUAUUCAAGUGGUGCUUCUCAUACAAGUACUGGAUCUAGUUCCUCUUAUGAUGGCUUAGUGGGACAGGCUCAAAAUCUCUCUCUCAAUUCAUCUACCCCUACUAAUCAACCAAAAAGUGAAGAUGCUCUCUUUAAAGAUCUUGUUGAUUUUGCAAAAGCCAAAUCAUCUUCACCUUCCAAACCCAACAAGUCAUAUUGAGUAGUUGGGCACUAAUUAAUUUGUGGAUUUUGUCAGUUCAUCUGGUGUUUACAUGAGAUAGAGAGACGAGCUGUGUGAUAGAAUAAGCAUAUGGGUUUAGACCUUUGGUUUUAUGGUUUAUCUGUGCUGUUUUGCAGUUUGAAUUUGGAUGAUAUACCUAUUUGAAUAUUUUAGCAACUAGCUAGAUCUUUGUAUAUGUAUGUAUGUAUCAUAUUGGUUGACUUUGAUAUUCCAUGGCAUGUUUAUGAAAAUGAGACCAUUCUUUGACUUCA